Caenorhabditis sp. 36 PRJEB53466 is the source of this 2021-nucleotide messenger RNA. Lineage: Eukaryota; Metazoa; Nematoda; Chromadorea; Rhabditida; Rhabditidae. The record is from the annotation of a GenBank genome assembly.
AUGUUCUCUUUCUUCGGCUGGUUUUCCUACUUCAGCUGGUUUUCCACGAAGACUGAGCCUCUUUCCUACCCGAAUCAAUUGUCAGUUUUCCAGAAUUUUUCAAUUGAAAAAAGGUUUGAUUAUACUUUGUUUUACUCUCAAUUCUCUCAGUUUUUACAGAAGACAAAUAGUCAAAAAUGUACCCGAAACCAGAAAAAUCAACAAAAUUGUGCCGUGCCUAUUCAAUCCAACCUGAAUAUAAUUCACAACGAAAACGUGGAAAGUGUAGAGUUCAAUGGAUUGAAUUGGAAGUUCACCAGGACGGAUGCAGACACCGUCAUAUUGGUGAAACCCGACAGGAAAGAGGAACACGUGGAUGGGGGCUGUUCGAAUAGAUUAAUCGAUUAUGUGCUCAAGAGGAAUUAUUCAGAAGUCGGAGAAGUUUCAAUUAAGGUAUAAUCACUACAGAAAUCUAACUAAUUGACAUGGUUUGCAGAACUUUCCGAUAACCUCCAAAUGCCAAUUUCCGCGUAAAAUACCCCGUUUGACUGUGGAAUACACGGAUAGUCAAUUCGAAAACAGAGACGGAUGGCUGGAGAGAGUGCUGAAGGCAUUGGGAUCCACCCAAAUCGGGUUCCUCGAUCUGACUGUGACCACUGUGAAUGAUGAACUCAUCGACCUAUUGAAUGUGGGUUAACUGUACUUGUUUCACUAUUUCAUAUUGAAAUUACAGAGCCUCUCAGUGGAUCGUCUCAAAAUCACUGCCAGUCCACGGAGUACAGAGUGUUCUACAAUCUUUCAUCGCAGAACAUUCAAAUCAACAACAGACAGAGCGCGAAACAAACUAUUUUGGAAUUUGUGACGAGGUUCAAAAAAGGCAACUAUGCUCUUGGAUCUUCUUUUCAAGGAUACAUUACAAUCGAUGAAUUCGAUGAUUUUUGGAGGACUCUCAAUCCGGAAAGUCUCCAAACACUGUGAGUGCUUCAAGUGACACCCUUAAUGUUAUUAUUGCUCGUUUUCAGAAGCCGUGCUGAGAAACUGUUCAUAAAGUUUGGCUUGACGCCUACUAGAGUAUUCUAUUGGACAGGUCACUUUUAUGAGCCUACCAGAAGCUCAGCUAAAAGACUUUCGAUUCGAUACGAGAAAAUAUUUGACACAAUCUCCCAAUAUUAUCUGUCUGUGAAGGUUGUUCCGAUGGAAAACGAGCCUUUCCCGUGGAAGUGGUCUCCCAUUUCCUUGCAUGAGUUUCACCAGUUGGCGAACUUCGUAGAGCUCGUGCAAGUAUCCAAUCUUAAAUGGACCAUUUGGACCACAUUCACUGUUCUGCGCUCUCUUGUCGUUAUCAUUAACCUCUUCCGUUUGCCUAAAACGUAUAUGGGAGCAUUUGUGUUAUUUUUGAUACCCGUUCAUUAUUGUUCGGCCUUUUUUGUUAGCUUUAAACUGUCCUUUUAUCUUGAAGUCAUGCCUACUGAUAGAUUGAUUGCAUUUUUUGUGCAUUCGAUACAUGGAAAAAUGAUUGAUUUAUCUUUCAUCAAAAGAUACGAUUUGUUCUUUUUUCUUGAUGCCACAGUCAGUACAUUGUUAUUUUCUGUUCUGCUCGAUUUUACAUCGGCUUUUUGCAUCGAUUUUCUGAGUUCUCUACGAUUCUAACGCUUUUUUUUUUACCAUUGAUCGACCUUGUUUUAUUUUAUUUUUUCUCUAAAUACGCUCUCAUUGUUCGACGGAUGUUCUCCGCACAAAAUGUUCACUUUCUUAUCAAGGAAAAAAGAAUCUUCACCAUUUGUACGCGACGUGCUCUUCGCCUGCUUUCUCACCGACUUUCGAUUGCUCAGAAGUGAUUUCAGUUUCAGUUUUUAUCGCAGAACAUUGAAAUCAACAACAGACCCGCUUAAGCGGGAAACAAGAGCUUUUGGAACUCGUGACCAGGUUCAAGAAGGGAAACUAUGCUGUUGGUUUCAAGGAUACAUGACAAUCGAUGAAUUAAUGUUAUUAUUGCUCGUUUUCAGAAGACUGCUUUUAAAAUCUACCUCGAUGCCUACUAG